AUGUAUGAACAUGUUGACAAGAAAAAAAAAAAAAAUGCCAAAGGGAAAAAUGCCAAAAUGGCUAGCCAGGCCAAACACGCAAACGAAUGGAAUAGUUAUCAGAACGACUUGGACAAAUAUAAACUCACCAAGGAAGAAAUGGAGCAGAAGAGAAACAGCUUGAAGUCCAAAAACUUAGACAAAGUCAAAGUUGAGUAUCAGCAAAGGUUGCAACGGAUGAGGACCGGGAAGAACAACGGUCCCCCGGCGCGCAAGUCCGCCCCCGCCGCUCCCGACACUACCACCACUACACCCCCCAGCGGGGUGCACAUAAAGUCAAACGAAGAACCGACGCGUAACGAGUGUGACCCACAUGGGGAAGAAACAAAUCGAUGCGCCUCUCACCAACGGAGUAGCAAAAAGGAUCACUCAAAAUUAAAACAAACAAGUACUGAUAAAAUGGAUAAAAGGAUGAAGGAAAGAGGAGGACAUACCUUUUUUUCCGAUGUGAAUAAGAACCAUCUAGGUAGCCCCUAUAGCGACACGGGCCCUUCCUACAUGCACAGCAGUGAAGGAAAGUACCCCUCGCUAGACCUAAUCCACAGUAAUGGUUUUUCCUCAGGUGGGCAAUACACUAAAUGGGGCAAGCACAAUAGGAGAGUAACCCAACAUAAGGAUAGACACCCCUCUAACCCUAGAUACCACCAUGGAACAACUAAACAAAGGAACAGACAUACAUAUUUGGACAAAUGGAGUGCCUCAAAUGAACCACAUAGAUCGAGUCAAUUUAGAGAGGACACAAUUUUUCGUGGAGAUUGCCUUAGUAGUAGUGGAGAGUAUAGCAGUCUGCUAAGUAUACUCUCCAGCGAGUGCGAGUUUGGUGCCGUCUCCUCUCAUUCGAUGAGGCGUAAAGGGAAAAGGGGCACACAAAAAGGUUCAGACAAGUGGAGAGGCAAAUGGGAUGCUAACCACCCAGGAAAGCCCCCCUCGUGGACAAAAAAGAAAAGAAGCUGCGAUCAUUUUUAUUCACGUAACAAUGGCAGUGACAGUGAUCGCAUGACAAUCUCGACCGGAAGGUCAGCAUCCACAGGAGAGAGCACCAUAGAUUACUUUGCACAAGAGUUGAAGAAGAGGAACGAAGUAUUUUCUCCCAUUAUGGAUACGAUUAACAUCAGGACGGAUCUCCUGGAGGACCUUCCCCCUGUGCGCAGGAAGGAAUUCAAAGAAAAAAAAUUUUACCCAGAUUUAGGAAUUAAGUUAUUCGCUCAGGGGGGUUGCAGCCCAGCCCACUCUAACAGCUCCCACUCUAACAGAUCUCACUCUAACAGCUGCCACUCGAACAGCUGCCCCUCCAGUGGUGCCUCUUCCGCGAGUACUACCCACCUCGAUCACUUGUGGGACUCCGACUACACAGAUCAAAUACAAAAACUAGGGUCCACCCCUCAGAUGGACCAAGACAUACUAAGGCUGAAAAAAGCCCAAUUGGAGACACUCAACUCUAUUAAAAAAAUGGUGCAGUCGGUUAGGGCGUUCAGUUUUAGUUGUGAAGGGGAUGUGGAGGAAGCGACGUCAACACGGGGGGAAGCACCACCUCGCGGAGCGCAUCGGAUGAUGGAACGGGCUGGAGAAAAUCCUUUAAUCGAACGAACCGGAGACAACCCAUUAAUCGAACGGGCUGGAGACAACCCAUUAAUCGGACGAACCGGAGACAACCCAUUGAUGGAGCUUCUCUUUCGCGAAAAUGAGCAAGUGUACGCAGAUGCGCAGCCGUCUCCAAGACAAGGGGAGGCCUACACAAAUGACGAAGCGGAGGAACACUACCAAGCGGAGCAACACCACCAAGCGGAGCAACACUACGAACAGCGAAAACCAAUUCACAGUGAAUAUAAUAACUGCGUGUACUUAGAUCAGCUCCACCAAGGGGAUGAUACGUCCAUUUCAUCCCCUCUCGGAGGUCAUAAAAUGGAAGGGACGCUCCAUCAGGACCAUCUGCGUGCAGAUCUCCAAGCGGGGGGGUAUCCAUAUAAUGAUAUCCAACUAAGGACCAACAUAAGUGACCACCCAAAUCACAGAAACAACGUUUUAAAUUCCCAUUUUGUUGAUAAUUUUUCUACAGUUAGUUCGAAUUUGCGUGGAAGCAUGUCCAGGUGGGACCUGACUGGGAGUGACUUGCAAAAUGGGGGAGAGGCGAACGGGGGAGAGGCGAAUGGGGGAGGGGCGGCAUUUGUUCCCCGGGGAAGCAGUCCGCGCGGUUGGGAGGGCCAUCAAGCGGGGAGAAGCCAGAGGGGAGCUUCCGUGGGGAGGGCCACCACAGACACAGUCACAGAAAGAGACACAGACACAGCCACCGCUAAUAUGGCCACCGCUAGCAUAACCUGCGCUGGUCUACGCGGCGGGACGAAGCUCAGGCGGCCAGACCCAGCGACCCGUGCUGCCAAGAAGGGGCCCCUGACGAGCCAACGCAGAGACGCAAAGCCAAAGCAAUCCCAAAGGGUCCCCAACAAAAAGGAAAGUAAUCCCAGCGUCGAAUCAAUUUCAAGUACAUCCAAGGGGAGUCCCCAAGGUACCUUCAAGAAGAAAGUUCACUCCGGGGAGGACACUAGAAAUGCGGGUCAGCUGGUCGGUAUUAGUAUACACAAGGAAAAAAACACGUUUAACGAAACGGGGACACUGUUGAGGGGUAAAGUGCAGGGAGAGGCAAAAGGGGGGAAGUUGGCACCGCGCAGGAAGGUCAGCGGGUUGGGCGGUGUGGCCGGUGUGCGCGGUGUGCGCGGUGUGGGCGGCACGGCGAACGGUGCAGCGAAGGAUGUAACGCACAGCACAACUGCCGACGCGCGCGACCAGCGACUAAUCAGCCAAAGAAUUCUAAACACUUCUAUCAACUUUGACGACACGCAUAACCUCAGCGACGAAGACCAGUUCAUCUUUGACACCUACCUGAAUGAGGCCGUCUCCAAGCGGGAGGAUAACUUGGCGGGGAACUUGGAGGGGAACUUGGAGGGGAACCUGGAGGGCAACUUGGAGGGCAACUUGGGGGGCAACCUAGAGGACAUCAUCCGGAACCAAGUCGCACUGUUCGAG
This is a messenger RNA of Plasmodium cynomolgi strain B, 3060 nucleotides long. RefSeq lists its product as hypothetical. The record is from RefSeq and is a predicted model, not a curated record. NCBI's taxonomy places the organism in Eukaryota, Apicomplexa, Aconoidasida, Haemosporida, Plasmodiidae. Gene Ontology annotation, biological process: mitotic spindle assembly. The transcript has a single exon. The annotation marks the transcript as partial.